AAACCUGUGGGAGAUGUUUGCUGCCACUGUUUCUAAUAAGGCAACUGAGCUCUUUGCUAGAAGCUGUUUACCUUCUGGGCUUGUGAAGUUGUGACCUUUCUAUUGAUACCAGACAAAAUGGAUGAAAUAUAUAAGAUCUCUUCAACUGAAAGAGUCCAACAGGUAGAGAAAGAAUUAGCUGUGCAGCUGACUGAACUGAAGACGGAAAUGGAAGGAAAUGGAAUCUUACAAGGAACUGCACAUUGUUCUGUGCCCCUUCCAAAAGAUGCUGAUUAUUUCAGAAGAGAAAGGGAGUGGAUACUGAAAAAAUGUUUACAGGUUGCAGAGGCAAAGCCUCUUGUAAUUCAAACUGAUGUCCUGCAGAGGGAGCUAGAUAGCUGUCUAAAAAGAGAAUAUACACCAGAAAGUUUACCCUUGUUGCUGUAUCAGUUUUUUAUUGACAGAAUCUCACAGUUAGUCCAAAGCAAAUACCUACAUAUGCUAAGAUGGAAAAGAUUUUGUCAGCACAGUAGUAUUAUUGAACAACUGUAUCCUUUCUACCAGAAACAAGUGGCUCAAAUUAUGCAGGAGUAUAAUGAUGCUGUUCAAAGGGCUGCGAGACUCUCAAGUGUACGAGAGAGCUUUCUGACUGGAAAAGAAAUUCCUAUAAACCUGGUGACCCAGGAAGAUUUGAUGAUCUACACACAAUGGCUAAUAUGUCACUUGCAUUCACUUAAGACCAUCCAUGCCUAUCUCCAGGUACUCCAACACUUGCCUAUCUCUCACAGGACAGAGGUAGCCAUUGACAGACAUCCAUUUCAAGGUGAUGGACAUAAAACUAAAGCUUCUGGAAAAAUGGAUUUUUUGUCUCUCAGGAUGCAGGUCUCUGUCCACCCUUGCUCUUUAGCCAUAGAGGGAACCAUUGCAAAGAACGCACUUCCUCAACACACUGCAGAAAUUGACCAACUGAAACCACAGCUCAGGCUUCUGCUUUCUCAACUGAAUAUUAAUUAUGACGUAGAUAAUCUGAGACAUUCUGUGAAUGAGAUGGAACUUUUUUCCAUGGUCAAACAUAAAUUUAGGAGCAUUUUCAAUAAACAACAAACAAUGAGAACAUUUCCUGUUUAUGAUGCUGGAACCCCUGGAUCAGACAAAUUGGCUCACUGCUAUGUAAUCAUCCUGAGUGAAAUUGAAAUUAAAUAUAUUGAGGAAGACAGAUUAUGUGCCUUAUGUGUAUAG
This is a messenger RNA of Protobothrops mucrosquamatus (brown spotted pit viper), 1218 nucleotides long. RefSeq lists its product as uncharacterized. Bases 118 to 1218 code for a protein of 366 amino acids. NCBI's taxonomy places the organism in Eukaryota, Metazoa, Chordata, Lepidosauria, Squamata, Viperidae. The transcript has 10 exons. The record is from RefSeq and is a predicted model, not a curated record.